UUUCCGAGCCGAGAGCUAGCAGAGAGUCGUUCCUCCCCGUUCCCUCCGGCAUCACCCAUAAAAGGCAGCCCUCGGCAGCGGGUCCCUUUCGAAAACAGAAACAUGAGCGUCCGACUCAACAUCCCGAGGAUUUAAGGCCAAACUCCGGUGUGGGGGAGUUUCACUUCAUCAUCCGCCAAUUCCUCCCGUGCGCGCGUGUGCGUCUUGCCUGUUCUCUCGUUGUCACCCACCCUUGAUUCUUCUCCAUUCUCAUCGUCCUGGUUGCGUGUUCUCUGCACCGUGGUUGCUGCUGCUGUCCACUUCGAACACCUUUGAAUCUCCGCGAUGUCUUCGAUCAAGACUUCGAAAUACGUGUACCGGUCCACAGCCGGGGGAGCUGGGGAUAUCAGCAUGGAAUACGGGACCGACAUCGGGGCCCUCACCAGGCUCGAGGACAAAGUUCGUUUGCUGCAAGAAGAUCUCGAAUCUGAAAGGGAGCUCAGACAAAGAAUUGAACGAGAGAGAUCCGAUUUGACUGUCCACCUAAUGCAGAUCACAGAGAGGUUAGAAGAGGCUGAAGGCAGCAGCGAAAGCCAGCUUGAAAUGAACAAGAAACGUGACAUGGAAUUGUCCAAACUGAGGAAGCUAUUGGAAGAUGUCCAUCUUGAAAGUGAAGAAACAGCUCAUCAUUUACGUAAAAAACAUCAGGAAGCCCUCGUCGAUAUCCAAGACCAAUUAGAACAAUCAAAUAAAGCAAAAGUCAAAAUUGAAAGAGAAAAACAGAAAUUUCAAGCUGAAGUUUAUGAUUUACUCUCUCAAGUAGAAAUUGCGAACAAAGAUAAGAUUGCCGCUCAAAAAACAGUUGAGAAGCUCGAAAUCCAAAUCCACGACUUGAACAUUCACAUCGAAGAGUUGAACCGCCAGGUGACAGAAGUGAGCUCUCAAAGGAGUCGCCUGAGUUCCGAGAAUGUGGAACUCAUGAAGGAGGUCCAGGAGUACAAGCUGCAACUCGACAACGCCAACCACCUGAAGGGACAACUAGCUACUCAAGUUGAGGAGAUCCGAAGGAGGCUUGAGGAUGAGGAGAGACGUCGCUCCGCUUUAGAACAGCACUCUCACACUCUGGAAUUGGAGGUGGAGAGCUUGAAAACUCAAUUAGAUGAAGAAUCUGAAGCCAGGAUGGACCUCGAGAGACAGCUAUCGAAAGCCAACGGGGAGGCCGCCACUUGGAAAUCGAAGUACGAAGCCGAAUGCCAAUCACACGCCGACGAAGUGGACGAACUCAGACGCCGCCUGGCUCAGAAGACAGCCGAAUACGAAGAACAGCUCCAAGCUCUGCUGAACAAAUGCAGUGCCCUGGAGAAGCACAAGUCGAGACUUCAAAGUGAAGUCGAAGUGCUCAUCAUGGAUCUCGAAAAGGCAACAACUCAUGCUCAGAACUUGGAGAAACGCUGCUCUCAACUGGAGAAGUUGAACCACGAUCUGAAGACGAAGGUGGAUGAGCUGAUAGCCCUCCUAGAGGCAGCCCAGCGAGACUUCAGGGCUAAAGUGGCAGAACUGCAGAAACUGCAACACGAUUACGAUAAACUGAAAGAUACAAAGGAUGCCCUCGCAAGAGAAAAUAAGAAGCUGAAUGAUGAUUUGAAUGACUGCAAAUCACAGUUGAGCGAUGCCGUCCGACGCAUUCACGAAAUGGACUUAGAGAUCAAACGUCUAGAGACAGAGCGAGAAGAAUUAACGGCUGCUUACAGAGAAGCUGAAUCCUUAAGAAAACAGGAGGAGGCUAAGGCUCAGCGCCUUACUCAAGAAUUGGCACAAAUGAGGCACGAUUAUGAAAAGAGACUUUCUCAGAAGGAGGAAGAACUUGAGGCUCUCAGGAAACAAUACCAAAUCGAGGUCGAUCAGUUGAACCAGAGGCUUGCUGAAGCUGAGGCUAAACUGAAGACAGAAGUUGCUCGCAUUAAGAAGAAAAUGCAGGUACAAAUCACCGAGCUUGAAAUGUCUUUGGAUGUGGCCAACAAGCAGAACCUGGACCUCCAGAAGACUAUCAAGAAACAAGCUCUUCAGUUACAGGAGCUGCAAUCUCAUUACGACGAAGUGACUCGUCAACUUCAACAAGCCAUUGAUCAACUGGGAGUAGCACAGAGACGUUGUCAGACUCUUCAAAUGGAACUGGACGAAAUGAGAUCCGCCAUGGAACAAGCUCUACGUGCCAAGCGCCAUGCAGAGCAGCAAUACGAGGAAGCCCACAGCAAGGUUAACGAGCUCACAACCAUCAAUGUCAACCUUUCUUCUGCCAAGAGCAAGCUGGAGAACGACCUGUCUACACUUUCAUCUGAUUUCGAAGAAGUUAGCAAAGAGCUUCGGGUGGUGGAUGAGAGGUUCCAGAGAACCGUGAUUGAGCUGAAGACGACCAAAGAUCAGUUGACUGAGGAACAAGAGCGAUGCGUCAAGAUCGAGUCCAUCAAGAAGUCUCUCGAAAUGGAGGUGCACAGCCUGCAGGUUAGGAUCGAGGAGGUGGAGGCCAACGCUCUGGCCGGCGGCAGAAGGGUCAUCAGCAAGUUGGAAGCCAGAAUCAAGGACAUCGAGAUCGAGUUUGAAGAGGAAAAGAGACGUCACUCUGAGACGCAGAAGAGCCUGAGGAAGAAGGAACAGCGCCUACGCGAACUGAUCCUUCAGACGGAGGAUGACCACAAGACCAUCUCCAUGCUCAACGAUGCCACCGAAAAACUCAGUGAAAAGGUCAAGAUGUACAAGAGGCAACUGGAUGAACAAGAGGGCAUUUCUCAACAAAGCCUGAGCAGAGUUCGAAGAUUCCAACGUGAAUUAGAAGCUGCUGAAGAUAGAGCAGAAGCAGCAGAAGGCAACCUGUCAUUCAUCCGUGCCAAGCAUCGUUCCUGGGUCACCACAAACCAAGUUCCAGGAGGUGUGCGACAGGUGUUUGUAACUGAAGAAACCUCCACCAACUACUAAAAAUUUCCGCCUUCGUUUAGAAUUGAUUCAAAAAAAAAAAAAAAAAAAAAAAAAAAAAAAAAAAAGCUUGCCAUUGGUCAUUUUUCCGACGCAAACAGCAUUUCGUAGAAAAAGACUAUUGGCGGAAACGAGUGUUAAAGAAUAAUGAUUGGUCCUGAAAAAUACCAUCGUAAGAGACUUUAGAGCAUGACUUAUUCAAAAUAAACGAAAAUAUCUGAAUUUGAUGUAGAAUGCAUCAUAUGGAGGAAAUAAAAUAUAAUAAGGAAUUUGGGUGAACGAUUUUUUAAUUUCUUUUUUAAAAAGCUAAUAUGUUAUUUGUAAGUAUCUUAAUGUGUCCUUUUUUUUUGCUAAAAUAGACAAAAUAAAAUCUUAUACUUUUAAAGAGAUUAAUCAAUGUACACUUAAUAUUACAUGUGAUGUUUAGAUAUAAAAAUGAUAUUUAAUUUUUAUUAAAGUGUUUCCAAGACAUGAA
Messenger RNA from Uloborus diversus, 3424 nucleotides. RefSeq names its product paramyosin-like. Gene Ontology annotation, cellular component: myosin complex. The transcript has 16 exons. NCBI's taxonomy places the organism in Eukaryota, Metazoa, Arthropoda, Arachnida, Araneae, Uloboridae. Bases 325 to 2952 code for a protein of 875 amino acids. The record is from RefSeq and is a predicted model, not a curated record.